CCCCCUCGGCCAGGCGAAGUUCGGGGCUGCUUGUACAAUGCAGCUGGAGUGUGGCUACUGGCCAGGAGAGGGGCUGGAAAGGAGACACACUUAACACAUACAUAGAAAGAGGAGCCAGGCACGCAGUGGGAAAAGUGACUGAAGGGGAAAGGCACAGAGUUUUUUUUAAAAAAAAGAAUUGCCAUUCACCUCCGCCUGCUGCAUGGGGAAGGGAAUCCAGAUGUGGAAAAACUCUCGUGUUUGAACCUAACUGAGAGUGUGGGCAGCGAGGAAUUUGUGCAUGUUGUCAGAGAGCUCGUCCUCCUGACACAUCCAGAUCCGUCGGAGAGGAAAGUCGCCGCCAGUUUUCCUGUUAAAAUUAAAAGCUUUUGUUUUUAGCUGUUUUGCUUUUUGUUCACGGGUUGGGCGGGGGGGAGGUGUGAGGUGUGGAAUGCAUUUGUUUGAGAAGCACAGAACAGGCUGAACAUGUGGAAAAUGGCACCUUUGCCAUGCCCUGGUGGGAAGGUGUUGCUGAGGCAAUGAAGCUGCCGCACCAUGGCCAAUGGAACAGGUCCGAGGAGUAUGCUGAAGUGCGUGGUGAUCGGAGAUGGAGCGGUGGGCAAAACUUGUUUGCUGAUGAGCUACGCGAACGAUGCUUUUCCAGAGGAAUAUGUGCCCACUGUGUUCGACCAUUACGCGGUCACUGUCACCGUGGGAGGUAAACAGUAUCUUCUUGGACUUUAUGAUACUGCAGGACAGGAAGAUUAUGAUCGUCUGAGGCCUUUGUCUUAUCCAAUGACUGAUGUCUUCCUGAUCUGCUUCUCGGUGGUGAAUCCAGCCUCAUUUCAGAACGUACGGGAAGAGUGGGUGCCUGAACUUAAAGAAUAUGCACCAAAUGUUCCAUUCCUGUUAGUUGGAACACAGAUUGAUCUUCGUGAUGACCCAAGAACUUUAACUAGACUAAAUACCUUGAAGGAAAAGCCUGUGACUACAGAGCAAGGGGAGAAGUUGGCAAAGGGGAUUGGAGCAUAUUGCUACGUGGAGUGUUCAGCAUUAACACAGAAAGGACUGAAGACUGUCUUUGAUGAAGCCAUAAUAGCCAUUCUAACUCCAAAGAAAAAUGUUUUGAAAAAAAGACUUGGAUCAAGAUGUAUAAACUGCUGUAUGAUCACAUGAGUGAGGAUACAGGAAUAAUAGCUGAUCCAGCCCACUGAAGAACCCUCCAGCAACUAUAAAAUAGUGCUUGUAUUACAUAUAAUGAGUGUGCAUUGCAGCUAAAGAUGAAAGUAAUCUAGAUGCAUCGUCAACCGCACAAGUUCUGUACUGUCUGGAAAAUAAUAGCAAAUUGAUGUCUAUGGAGGAAUUUAUUUCCUUGGAAAGUACAAUGUUAAAGAUUCUCAGGGGUUGUUUCAUUUGUAAAAGCUACAAUCUCGCUUCCACACCCCACCCCCAAGUUAGGAAGCAAAUCAUCUGAGGCAUGCCACAGAAAAACUUAUUUUGUUCUGGCACAUUGGCGUUCAAGAAAAGUACAGUUUUAUUCUACAAAAUGUAGCCUUGGAGGGAUGCCAAUUACCCACACAGUUCUGCAUAGUUCGGAAUGGAGUUGGUUUAACCAAAUGUAUUAGCCUUCUCAACAGCUGCUGAAAUCAUCUGCAUUUGUACGUGAGGUGUUUCUUGUGCCAGUAUAUCCAUAAUGGCGCGACGACAAGACUGAUACUGAAUCCAAGUGUUGCUCCAAGUGUACAGGAAAUUGGCCACACCUGUGAAAAGUAACAACCAUAAUGACGGGUUACACGUGAAGAAACCAUUAAGCACAGAUUUUAAAAUGACGAGUUUUUUUUUUUGCCUAACCUGGCUUUAAUCAAGCUAAAAGUGAAAUCUGUAUAACACAGUAUCAAAUUUGUUACCUAGUGCUGUUCUUUUUUUUGAAAAUGGGGAACAAGUAAAACUAAUUUUUGUAGUUUCAUUUUCACCAUUACAGCCAUUUAUACACACAGAACAUUUCUUAAAAAUCAUGACAAAUUUCUGUGAGUUUCACCUACUUUAACAUUCUUUAAAUAAACUUGCCAAACACUAAAACUUGUGUACCACACCUGUAAUAAUCCAGGUCUUUCUUGAAUUUAAAAUGGUAGGAAACAUCCUCCACUGUAGAAAAUGUGAAAUAGUGACAUUAAGAGUUACAAGCUACAUCAAAAAUAAAAUUUGAUUCCUCCCCCACCACCUCCCUUUUCAGUGCCCAGAAAUUGGAUGCUGAGGAUUCAACUUUGUAAUGUUUGAUACAAAAUAAAAUUUAUUAUUUCUGUG
This is a messenger RNA of Stegostoma tigrinum, 2283 nucleotides long. RefSeq names its product ras homolog family member Q (gene rhoq). NCBI's taxonomy places the organism in Eukaryota, Metazoa, Chordata, Chondrichthyes, Orectolobiformes, Stegostomatidae. Bases 535 to 1155 code for a protein of 206 amino acids. The record is from RefSeq and is a predicted model, not a curated record. Gene Ontology annotation, molecular function: GTPase activity; GTP binding. Gene Ontology annotation, biological process: cortical actin cytoskeleton organization; small GTPase-mediated signal transduction. The transcript has 5 exons.